GAAUUAGCACCGGAGAAGUGAAUGAUUUGCUCCAGAUCAUGUGGCAGAGCUGGGUACAGACCCCGCGUCGCUGCUCUACUGACCCUGAGCUCGUCUUGUGUUCUUUCUUUUGAAUGAUGAACUUAUUUCAGUUCAAUAAUCGGCGAAACCUCUGCAAGCUGGCUCAAAGAAAAACCUGCCGAAGGCUAAGUACUUCCUGAGAGGCCGGCCCGGAACUGGGCGUUCUACAUUUGAAUCCUGGAUGGCGGGAAGCGGUGGGCAGGUGCCGGAGGGGCGGGGCGGGGCCGCCAGGGCCGCCAGCCAAUCAGAGAGCGGGCGCCUCCCCCCGCCCCGCCGUCCCGCGCCAAAAUUCCAAACGGGACUUCGCGCGGCCCACGCCGUGUCCCUCCGCCGAGCUCAGCGGGCCGGAACUACAUAAGGAAAAAACGCGUUUUCGCUCCAAGACCCGCUGGGCUCCCGGCUCAGUCAGCGCGUGUUCUAGUCCGCGUCGGCGUGGCCUUCUCGGCACUUGGGCGCCUCGUAGCGGAGGACGGCGUCGAGCCCGGCGCCCCGGGCGACGCGGGAGGCCGCGCGGCGGAGGGAUUCUGGGCGCGCGCUUCGGCCCGGCACGGAGCCCGUGGCGCCAGAAUUCGGAGCGCGGAAGCGGGAAGAGGGAAGCGCGGGGAAGGCCGGCCCGGGCUGCGGAGCGCGCGGACGCGCCGGGCGCGGGCAGCGCGAUGGUGGUGCUCCGCAGCAGCCUGGAGCUGCACAGCCGCUCCGCCGCCUCGUCCUCGGACUCCCUCGACCUGUCUAGCGAGUUUCUCAGCCUGGAGCAGAUGGGACGGAGGCGGCGCCGCUCGGAAAGAGCCGCCGUCUCUGCGGCCGCGAAGCGGGAUGGAUCUUCAGUUAAGGAAGUCGGAACGUAUCACCAGACACGUUCUUUAAGGUCCUUGAGAAAAAGUGCGCAGACUUCUUCAGAUUCUAGUUUCCAUAAGAAAACGGAAAUAACGGAGAAACAUGCUAUUGGCAGGCACUUUACAAGGCAGUUGGCCAGACAACAGGCUAGUAAAAAAACAGAAGAGUGCAAAGAAGACAAAGUGAUCACACGGUCAUUGAGGACUAGAAACAUCGUUCAGACCACGCAACACCUGUGUGCAGAGAACGGUGAUGUUGAAGUUCGCCGCAGUUGUAGGAUUAGAAGUCGUUACAGUGCUGUGAAUCAGUCUGUGCUGUUCGACAAACUUAUAACAAACACUGCUGAAGCUGUACUUCAAAAAAUGGAUGACAUGAAGAAGAUGCGUAGACAGCGACUGAGAAAACUUGGAGACUUGAGAGUGUAUAAUGAGACAGAAGAGGACAAUCUUAAUAUGUAUACAAGGGGAAAACAAAAAGGAAUUCAAAGAGCUGAUGAAGAAGCAACUGAUAACCAAGAAGGCAGCGUAGAGUCGUCUGAAGAGGGUGAACCCCAAGAAGAUGAUGAUGAUGAUGAUGGUGAAGAUGAGGACGAUGGUGAUGGGGAAGAGGAAGAGGACGGAGAAGAGGAGGAAGAAGAAGAUGAGGAUGAUGGGGAAGAAGAUGACGAUGAUGAUGACGACGACGAUGAUGAAGAUGGAGAGGAAGAUAAUCAGAAACGUUACUACCUUAGACAGAGAAAAGCAACAGUUUACUACCAGGCUCCAUUGGAAAAACCUCGCCACCAGAAAAAGCCCAACAUAUUUUACAGAGGCCCAGCUUCUCCUGUAAGACCGAGAUACCGAUUGUCUUCUGCGGGACCAAGAAGCCCUUACUGUAAACGAAUGAACAGACGCAGGCAUGCGAUCCACAGCAGUGACUCCACAUCAUCAUCCUCCUCUGAAGAUGAGCGCUUUGAGAGGCGCAGAAAAAGGAGCCGUAAUAGAGCUAUCAGUAGGUGCCUCCCAUUAAAUUUUCGGAAAGAUGAGUUAAGAGGAAUCCACAAAGAUCGAAUGAAAAUUGGAGCAAGCCUUGCCGAUGUUGAUCCAAUGCAACUGGAUUCUUCAGUACGAUUUGAUAGUGUCGGUGGCCUGUCCAGUCAUAUUGCAGCUCUAAAAGAGAUGGUGGUAUUUCCAUUACUUUACCCAGAAGUCUUUGAAAAAUUCAAAAUCCAACCCCCAAGGGGCUGUUUGUUUUAUGGCCCGCCUGGAACAGGAAAAACUCUGGUUGCUCGAGCCCUUGCCAAUGAGUGCAGUCAAGGAAAUAAGAGAGUGGCGUUUUUCAUGCGGAAGGGCGCCGACUGUCUGAGUAAAUGGGUCGGGGAGUCUGAAAGACAGCUGCGAUUGCUGUUUGAUCAGGCCUAUCAGAUGCGCCCAUCAAUUAUUUUCUUUGAUGAGAUCGAUGGUCUGGCUCCAGUGCGGUCAAGCAGGCAAGAUCAGAUUCACAGUUCUAUUGUUUCCACUCUGCUAGCUCUUAUGGAUGGUUUGGACAGCAGAGGAGAAAUUGUGGUCAUCGGUGCUACCAACAGGUUGGAUUCCAUCGACCCUGCUUUACGAAGGCCUGGUCGCUUUGACAGAGAAUUCCUUUUUAGCCUACCUGAUAAAGAUGCUCGAAAAGAGAUUCUGAAGAUUCACACAAGGGACUGGAAUCCCAGACCACUGGACAUAUUUCUAGAAGAAGUGGCAGAAAACUGUGUUGGCUACUGUGGUGCAGAUAUUAAGUCUAUAUGCGCUGAAGCUGCUUUAUGUGCUCUGCGUCGACGUUACCCGCAGAUCUAUACUACUAGUGAGAAGCUGCAGUUGGAUCUCUCUUCCAUUAACAUCUCCGCCAAGGAUUUUGAGGUAGCGAUGCAGAGGAUGAUACCCGCCUCGCAGAGAGCUGUGACGUCCCCUGGCCAGGCCCUGUCUGCCAUCGUGAAGCCGCUCCUGCAAAGCACUGUGUGCAGGAUCCUAGACGCACUGCAGAGGGUGUUCCCACAUGCAGAAGUUGAAGCACACAGAGCGUUAGACUCAGAUAUCUCCUGUCCUCUUCUGGAAAGCGACUUGGCGUACAGUGAUGAUGAUGUUCCAUCAUUAUAUGAAAAUGGACCUUCUCAAAAAUCGUUUAAUAAAGCAAAAGAAAAUUUUAGUUUUCUUCAUUUGAAUAGAAAUGCUUGUUACCAACCCAUGUCUUUUCGACCAAGAAUGUUAAUCGUGGGAGAACCAGGAUUUGGGCAGGGCUCACAUUUGGCACCAGCUGUCAUCCACACUUUGGAAAAAUUCACUGUCUAUGCGCUGGAUAUUCCCGUUCUCUUUGGAGUCAGCGCUGCAUCCCCUGAAGAAACAUGUGCCCAGGUGAUCCGUGAAGCUAAAAGGACAGCACCAAGUAUAGUUUAUGUUCCACAUAUUCACUUGUGGUGGGAAGUAGUUGGACCAACACUCAAGGCCACAUUCACCACAUUAUUACAGAAUAUUCCUUCAUUUGCUCCAGUGCUACUGCUUGCAACUUCUGACAAGCCCCAUUCUUCUCUGCCAGAAGAGGUACAAGAAUUAUUUACCCAUGAUUAUGGAGAGAUUUUUAAUGUCCAGCUACCAGGCAAAGAAGAACGGACAAAAUUUUUUGAAGAUUUAAUUCUAAAACAAGCUGCUAAGCCUCCUGUAUCAAAAAAGAAAGCAGUUUUACAGGUGUUGGAGGUCCUGCCAGUGGCACCACCACCCGAGCCAAGACCAUUGACAGCAGAAGAAGUGAAACAACUGGAAGAGCAAGAGGAAGACACUUUCAGAGAACUGAGGAUUUUCUUAAGAAAUGUCACACAUAGGCUUGCUAUCGACAAACGCUUCCGAGCGUUUACUAAGCCCGUAGACCCUGUUGAGGUUCCUGAUUAUGUCACGGUGAUAAAGCAACCAAUGGACCUUUCAUCUGUAAUCAGUAAAAUUGAUCUCCACAAGUAUCUGACUGUGAAAGACUAUUUGAGAGAUAUUGACCUAAUCUGUAGUAAUGCUUUAGAGUACAAUCCCGAUAGAGAUCCCGGAGAUCGUCUCAUUAGGCACAGAGCCUGUGCCCUGAGAGACACUGCCUAUGCGAUAAUCAAAGAAGAACUUGAUGAAGACUUUGAGAAACUGUGUGAAGAGAUUCAGGAGUCCAGAAAGAAAAGAGGUUGUAGCUCCUCCAAGUACGCCCCAUCUUACUACCACGUGAUGCCACGGCAAAACUCCACUCCCUCUGGCGACAGAAGAUCAGACCCAGACCAGAAUGAAAAACUACAGACACCCACUACUCCUGUGGCUUCCAGCACGCCUACUCAGUUGAAAAGGAAAAACCGCAAAAAGUCCAAGUGGCACUUAGGCACCAUAACAAAGCGGAGGAAGAUUUCACAGGCAAAAGACGAUUGCCAGAACGUGGUGGAUGGCAAGGGGGAAAGCGAUGUGGAAGAAACUCGAGACACAAGUGCAGACCAGCAUGAGAAUGGGGCAGACCCGCACACAGGAGAGUCUUCAGUAGAAGAAAAUGAGAAGGAACAGCUUGCCUCUGAGAGCAAGGCCAAACUGAGAGAUCAUAACUCUGGUGCGUGGAAUAGUGAGAAUGAGCUGGAAUCCAAGAAGGCUGCAGCAUGUAUAGAACUGAGAAAAGAGAAGAUUGUUUGCAAUGGAAAUGUUUCUGGCUCUCAGAUACUAGAUAUUUCUGAUGAGAAUGAAGCAAAAGAAAUGUGCAUUCUGCGAAUGACUCGAGCCAGACGCUCCCAAGUCGAGCAGCAGCAGCUCAUCAGCGUUGAGAAGGCGCUGGCGAUUCUCUCUCAGCCCACUCCCUUACUCGUGGUGGACCACGAGCGCCUGAAAAAUCUUCUGAAGACUGUGGUUAGCAAAAGUGAAGACUACAACAUAUUUCAGCUGGAGAAUUUAUACGCAGUCAUCAGCCAGUGUAUCUAUCAGCAUCGCAAGGACUAUGAUAAAACAACACUUAUUCAGAAAAUGGAGCGAGAGGUAGAAAACUUCAGUUCGGCAUCGUGAUGUCUUCACAUCGAGUAUUUCUGUAUGCAGUUUCUAUUUCAUUCACCUUUCAUGUGUCCACAGAGUAACUGAUGCAAGAUGAAAUCCUGCAUCUUAAAGGAGAAGAUGAAAACAGAAAAGUGUCUUUAACUUCCCUGACCGUUAUGUGCACGUGUAAGAUAACGGACAGAUAUGCUAAGCUUGCUUGGACAAGGCACUGUAAUAUAAUAGUGGAAGUUUAGCAGCUCUUAAUAAAGUUAUUUUGUUAGAAUAACAAUAAUGAACUUAAGAAUAAUGAACAGCAUUGCAGUUUGCAUAUGAAGCACUUUUGAUCUCCCUUCCUGCUCGCACAGUCGCAGAUGCGCGGCCACCCCUCGGCCCUGCCUGGUCGCUUGUCCACGCCUCCCGCUCCCCUCGUCUGCCACAGAGAGCCAGCGCCCAAGGCCCAGUGUCUGCAGGGCCGCACCACAUUCUCGACUUGAGUACCAAAAUUGAGGGUUUUUAGAUAAACAUUUUUAUAAUUCCCUAAUAUGGCUUAAUAAAGUUUCUUUAUUUUUUUGGCUUUUAUAAUUAUAUAUAAAACAAAUGUGUAACUACCUUGCUAAAGGUCUGUAAUAGCACACAAUUUUUGUAUUUGAAAAGUGUUUAUAUCUUUCUAUAAUUGUGUGUAGCUUAUAUUCUAUAGAUACCUUUUAUAUACAAAUAUAUAAAUAUAAAAUGUAUCACCAAUACCAAAAAUACAUUUCUUA
Molecule: messenger RNA, 5644 nt
Organism: Chinchilla lanigera (long-tailed chinchilla)
Lineage: Eukaryota; Metazoa; Chordata; Mammalia; Rodentia; Chinchillidae
Gene: Atad2
Product: ATPase family, AAA domain containing 2
Exons: 28
Coding region: 717-4916 (1399 amino acids)
Biological process (GO): positive regulation of transcription by RNA polymerase II
Cellular component (GO): nucleus
Molecular function (GO): ATP binding; histone binding; chromatin binding
Source: RefSeq, a predicted model, not a curated record